AUGCUAGAAUUGAAAAUACCACAACUGAAAAUGCCACAACUGAAAAUGCCAAAACUGAAAAUGCCAAAACUGAAAAUGCCAAAACUGAAAACUAUAUUUUUCCUUUUUGUCUUUUCCUUUUACUUUUUCUUUUCCUUUUCCAUAUUGAACAAGAGUCUUUAUGUGAGAAGCCGAAUUUUAGUUAAGAAUGUAACAAAGUAUGGCAAUGCUUGUAAGAAAAAGAAAAAACUUUCUGAUUUGAGUUGUAUCAAAAAUGUAUUAAGACGAAAGGAAAUGAUGAACAAAUAUUCUCCAUAUACAACAUGUAAGGAUAAAAUGGAUGGUUUAGUUAGUGUUAAGAAAAGUAGAGGAUUGGUUUUGUAUCAUACAAAUACACUUGUUCAAAAUUUAAAUUUUGUUGUUAAUAUAUAUAGGGGUAAGCGUAAGGAGUUCACAAUGGAUGUAAAAAAUAAAUGUAAUUCCAUGUUAAUUAGUAAUGGGGUAAAAUGCGGGACAUGGAUAAAGCCAGUUCCUCGUCGUAUUUAUUAUAGGUUGUUUAGUGAACAUGAGGGGUACAGAAGUAAUAUUACGGGAAAAGAUACUAAAGUAGUUGAAUUGGAUAAGCAGUAUUGUCGUUUAUUUUUUCAAAAGAUAUAUAGUAGAGUGAAAGAAGGUAUAAAUAGGGUAAGAGUGUACAUGAAAGAAGACAAUAUGAUGAACUUUCUAUGGGUAUGUAAAAACGUAUUAUGGAAGAGAAGUAUUUUUUUCUUAACAAUUUUUGUUAUGAUACAUAGUGCUGUUAUCAGUAUAGUUAUUCCAAGAUUUGAUAAUUUAAUUUUUAACGAUUUAACAAAUAGAAAAUUCGAUGAUUUUUUUUUUUCAUUAUGUAAUUGUAUUUUAGCACGUGUUGUUAAUAUGUGUUUAUGUGGACUAAGAAAUUAUAUAUUUAUGAUUACUAGUUCAGAUUGUUUGAAAAAAGUGAAAAGAAUUUUAUUUGAUAUAUAUUUAAAUAAAGAGUAUGAAUAUUAUGAUAAGGUUGAUUAUAACACAGUUAUAAAUAAAGUAACAGUAGAGUCUCAUGACUUUUCAGAUAUCAUACCUUAUUAUAUAAAUCCAUUUAUAAGAAAUUUUUUUUCUAUUAUUCUAAAUUUUAUUUAUAUUUUUUAUUUAAAUAAGAAAUUGUCGAUGGUUAUUGCUGGUUGCUUUUUUUUUUCUUCUCUCCUGACUUUAAUGUCAUCAAAAAUGAAAAAGAAAAGAAUAAAAAAAAUUAACAGAGAGAAGAUCAAUAAUGCUAGAAUAUCUUUAGAAUCACUUAAUAACAUGAAUAUUAUAAAAUUAUUUAGCACAGAACUGCAUGAGUAUAACAAAUACUCAACUUCUUUGAAUACUAUUUUAAAUUUACAAAUAAAGAAGGAACGAUUUAAUUUACUUCAUAUGAUAUUAAAUAAAUUGUUUGUUACUAUUACGUAUGUGCUUAUAUUGUUAAAUGGUAAUUAUCUAUUGAGCAGUAAACAGAUGGACAAAAAAAUCUUUACUUCCUUUUUUUUUUAUAUAAAUAACAUAUAUUCUUAUAUUGAUAUAUUAGAUUACUACAUUGACAUUUGUGAUAUAGUUCAUCAGUAUCAUUACGUAAUUAAAUUAAUCAAAAUGUAUGCAGUACAAAAUGAAGGUUUACCAUUUGGCAAGAGUAAUAACGCAGAUUCUAUCUUAUACGAUAAUGAAAACAACAAUAUGCCUUCAAAAAUGGGACAAGCUAAUCAUAUAGCUACAUAUCACAGUACUGAUAAUAACACUAGUGAAGAUGUUUUAGUUUGUAAGACAAGUAGGAAUGAAGAGAAAAGUAAAAAAUAUGAUUCUUUGAUCAUUAAUAGAAAAAAAAGUGCACUACUAUUUGAGUGUGUAGAUUAUCAAGAUAAUGAUGUAGUACUUAAUUUUAAGAACGUGUUUUUUAAAUAUAACAGCAACCCCGAUAAUUAUAUUUUAAAAAAUGUUAACAUGAAAAUUUACAAAAAUUCUAAUAAUGUAAUAAUAGGUAAGAGCGGUGAAGGGAAGUCCACUCUUUUAAAAAUAAUUUUAAAUUUAUACAAAUGUACGAAGGGAAAAAUAUACUUAUACAAUAAACUAUUAAAUAAUUACUCAAGUCGAGAAAUAUUUGAUAAAAUUACCUAUGUUGAGCAGCACUCAAAGUUAUUGAAAGGAACUAUAAAAGAAAACCUUACUUAUGGUAUUAUAGACAGUAAUCAAUUUGAUAUGUUAGACUUAAUUAACAUAUCGAAAUGUUGUACCACUCAUGAGUUCAUAUGCAGAUUAAGAAAGAGGUAUGAGACCGUCAUUUCUAACAAAACGGAGUUAUUAACAUCAUCGCAGAAACAAAAAAUUUGCAUCGCCCGGGCGCUAUCCAAGUAUCCGAAGAUACUCCUGCUGGACGAGUCAACCUCAGCCGUGGACACGGAAAACGAAAGGGCAAUUUUUGAAAAUAUAAAGAGAAAUCCCACUUUUAAAAAUUUAACAAUAAUUCGCAUAACUCACAAGAAGGCCAACUUGGACUUAUCGGACAACAUUUUCCUUCUGAAAGAUGGAUACAUAACUAGACAAAGGCGUGUUUUAAGUUAUAAAUAA
Plasmodium malariae is the source of this 2598-nucleotide messenger RNA. RefSeq names its product ABC transporter B family member 3, putative (gene ABCB3). The transcript has 3 exons. NCBI's taxonomy places the organism in Eukaryota, Apicomplexa, Aconoidasida, Haemosporida, Plasmodiidae. Gene Ontology annotation, biological process: transmembrane transport. The record is from RefSeq and is a predicted model, not a curated record. The coding region runs from base 1 to 2598 and encodes 865 amino acids. Gene Ontology annotation, cellular component: membrane. Gene Ontology annotation, molecular function: ATP hydrolysis activity; ATP binding; ABC-type transporter activity.